This is a messenger RNA of Bemisia tabaci, 6428 nucleotides long. The record is from RefSeq and is a predicted model, not a curated record. NCBI's taxonomy places the organism in Eukaryota, Metazoa, Arthropoda, Insecta, Hemiptera, Aleyrodidae.
AUGGAUCCAAUUACAAGGAAAUGUUUGGAAACCAGCGUGGAAGCAAUCAUAGACGCAGGUGUUAAUCCAAAAUAUCUGGACGGGACAAAUACAGCUGUUUAUGCAAAUUACGAUUUCACUGAGAUGGAAGUUAUGUUUUCUGAAUUCAGAAGGGACAAGGUCCUUGCCGGUAUCGAGCGUUGCUUAAGCGCAAAUCGACUUUCUUUCUGUUUGAAUCUUCACGGCCCAAGCUGUACUCUCGCUGGAGGAUGGGGAACUUUCUUUCAUCUGAUCGAAAAGGCGAGAGAGGAGAUAAAGAACGGUUACAUUGAAGCUGCCGUCGUAGUUUGCGCCAAUCUCAUCAUGACUAAAUAUGCCAUGCCCGCUUGGGCCGGCCUUGGAAUGCUGGCUCCGGAUGGAAAAUGCCGCCCUUUUGAUCAAAAUGCUCAAGGUUACGCCAGGAGUGAUGGCUGUGUGGCGGUAUUCUUGCAGAAAGAGCAGGAUGCUCUCCGUAAUUGGGCCACUUUGAUGGGAGCUGAGGACAGGUUCCUCAAAAUUGGGCGAAAGAAUUACAUCGCAUUCGACACUGAGAACGCGAAAAACGUGCUCAAGCGUAUUUACACAAAAUGCAAAGUGGACCCUGCCAAAGUUGGAUACGUGGAAGCGGAUGGAUGUGGAGUUCAGGAUCGAGACAAAGAAGAAAUAAAAGUAAUUCGUGAGGUAUUUUGUAAAAACCGCUCAUCACCACUUUUAUUGGGAUCGGUUAAAUCCAACGUGGGGCACCUUGAAAGCGCCUCUGCUGGAGUCAGUUUGAUAAAAGCGAUCCUUGCUCUCAGUAAAUCAAAAGUUCCAGCAACCAUCAACAUCGACUCACCUCUACCUACGUUGACAGAGGCAUCUGAACUACAGGUUAGCACGGACCCGACCCCGUACGAUGGAGAGCUGGUAGGGAUAAACGUUAUUUCACUCAUUGGAGGAUUUGCCCAUGCACUGAUUAAAAAAAACUCCAGGAUCUCAACACUGAAAUUAGACGAAAAAGUUCCACAAUUAAUUCUCCUAUCAUCUCGGACGGAGACCGGAAUUGAGGAUGUUUUCAAGAGACUAAGAACUACAAAAGCCACCCCUGAGUUUGCUUUUCUGUUGAAUAAUGUGUUCCGGAAGGCGAUGAAGGGUCACAUGUACAGAGGUUUUACCAUGGCAUCCCCCGGGAUCCCCAACACUCCGCACAAAACCGUGGUUAUGCCUGCAAAAGCCAAAAGAUCCUCGAAAUGGCUCAGCACAUCCGUGCCACAGGAGGAAUGGCACGAGGACAGAGCCAUCUAUAGCUCCGCCGAGUAUCAUCUGAACAACAUGAUGAGCCCUGUUCUCUUCGAGGAUGUCCUCCAGCACGUACCCUCUGACGCCGUUGUGAUCGAAAUAGCUCCCCACGGCCUCCUCCAGGCCAUCCUCAAGCGGGCCAUUCCGGACCGGGCUCAUGUCCCUCUCACUAAGAGGACAACCAAUGGAGACGGCGCCAGGUUCCUCCUCGACGCUAUUGGCCAGAUGUACCUUCUCGGACUUGAACCAGACGUGACCAGCUUGUACCCUCCUAUUCAGUUUCCCGUCCCUUGUGAUACACCGAGCCUUCAGCCAUUUGUGACUUGGGAGCACUCUGAAUCAUAUCCUCCACCGGAAGCUUUGCGGGAACUGGUGGCUAGUCGUAAACUAAAACCUGACAAAGUAUUCACGUUGGGACAGGUGGAAGACAUGUUGAAGCAAUAUGAAAAGAAAGGAACACCCGUCUUGCAACUUUCGCUUUUUUUGGCGGAGACUUGGAAACUGCUGAGUGACUUAAAUCAAAAGUCAAUGCACGACUUACCGGUCGUUUUCGAGGAUGUGCAGAUAUUUUCUGAAAUUAAUUUCUCAUCUGAAGGAUUCAGUAACAUUUGGGUACAAAUUCUACCUGGCACGGGUGAGUUUUCUGUAUUUCAAGAAUAUAUCGAGGAAAGAGAAACGGCCUUUGGAUUCGAGACAAGGGUGAAGGAUCCAAAAACUAAAGACACCCUGCUUAUGCAAGGGAAAAUAGUGAUUUGGAACGACCCUAAAAAAACUUCACAACUUGAGGACUUUCUGAAGAAUAACGAGUUUCAUCACACUUUGAAAGGAGAAGAAUUCUCUGAUUUUCUCGAUGGAAUCGGAAAAAUCAACGGAUUUAAAACUAAGGCAAUUUCGGACUGGCAUAUGUGUAACAACGGGGUCGUUGGAAAGGUCAAAUGGAACCCGGACUGGACCGUUUAUUUGGACACGAUCAUCAAGAUCAACGUUCUACGAGAUAUUCAAGCCACUGGACGUGUCGUGAAACCUGUGUCAAUCCAGUUCAUACACUUAAAUCCCGUCCAGUUGCAGAAUCUGAGGAAAGGUUCAAAAGUUGAUUACUUUAUUAAUUCUGUGGUACGUCAUUUCGAGUGUGAUGGAGUCACGGUCGACCUUUUCAAAACGCAGCCAAUCGGGGAAGAGGUCCGGAAUCUUCAUAACAUUAAAACCGAACGCCUGAAUUUCGUACCAUAUGCAGAGAAUUCUUUCAAGGACCAGUACGAGUUUGUGCGUGCCAGUCUUCAGUUGAUUGUUGAGAACUCGGGGGCAGUAAGUCAUGCGAAUGAUGAGCCUCUUGAAAUCCAGAUAUUUGGAGGGAACAAUGAACGAGAAUAUUCACUACUUCUUAAAAUGUUUACAGAGGUUCUUCGAUCGGAUGGCAAUGAUCGAAAAGUGAAGUUAGCGCCUGCCAAUCCACCUAAAAUUUCUGAGUCAAAUCUGAAAGCAAAUCUCCAUUUUGUCUGUGAUCUCAAAACUGUCACAGCUUUAACUCCUUCAGACGACUCAAUCAUUUCAUACAUUUUUGUAACGAUUCCGGCUGAAACACACAUGAAAGACGUCCUUGACGCCGCAUUGAAGUCGAAAAUUCACUACGAAAUGGUGUAUGAACAAAUUUUUGGGUCGCUUCGAUUUGGACUUUUGAAAACGAUCAUCGCCGAGAAGGAAUUGAGGGUAUUCCAAGUGACAAACAACGUGGACUCAACUUUGGCGCUCUUGAAAUCAGAGCAAAUCUUGGAAGAUGAAAAUGUGAUUUUGGUCAUUCCUAAUUCGCAAUGCACAAAUCCUGGAAUUCUAAUCAGGCGAUUAUUGAGAGACUUAGGUGUGAGUCAGUACAGAUUGUAUCUGCUAAUGGACGAAAACGCGCCUCCAUUCUCGCUGUACAACAAAUUCUACCUGGAGCAAGUUAGAAGGGAUCUAGCCGUGAAUGUGCUGAAAAACGGGAAAUGGGGCAGUUAUCGUAGCAGACCAAUUUUGAGAACAGCGCAUCCUGACCUAGCACAACUCCCUCCCCUCGUCAACUAUGCCUCGACGAUGUUGUCAAACGAUAUCGAUAUUCAUUAUGUUGGACUGAAUCCAGCGAGCUCUGAGCUCAGGAGCGAGGAAAAACCAGAUGUGUUGGAUUACUCUGGGGUCACGUCGCUCGGAAGACAUGUAAUUGGCCUUGCGUACAAGAACAAAGGAUUCAACCAAAAAAUUCGGCUGGAUCCUAUUUUCCAGUGGAGGGUCCCAACAAGUUUCCCCUUGCCCGAGGCAGCCGCCCUCCCAUCUGCCUAUCUUAUGGCGCAUUUUAUCAUAGAUAAAAUUCUCAAAGACAAAGAUACACUCACGAAAACAGCUUUUAUACUAAACGGUCAGGCACCAAUUGGGAUGGUUUGCAUAUCCUUAUUACUGAAUACAAACUGGAAUGUGUACGUGACUGUUCCAAAUGAGGCCGCACAACAACUUGUGACAACGGUUUAUCCUCAGCUCCUCAAAUCAAACAUUACGAACCACAACAACGAGGACUUUUACGUGCCGCUGAUGUUUGGAACCAACGGAGUUGGUCCCGAUAUAAUAGUGAGCGAUGCCCCUCGGAAACAGAUGCUUGCCGCUUGGACUUGCAUCGGCGAACAUGGUAGUUUCGUCAACCUUAACGAAGAGACGAUGCAACACAAUGCCCCUCUCCCGAUGGGCAGGUUUAGGAAGGAUAGCGGCUACUACGGCCUCAAGUUUUCCCAACUGGUGCACUUACCGAAAGAACGGAAAGUUCAGCUCCAUGCACUUGUAAAUGAAACGAUCUCUUCAGGGCAGUUGGUUCAUAUUCCACACCAAUUAGUGGACACCCAUGAUCUGAGCAAGUUAUCCAGGUCUGUUGAGCUUACCACGGAGCAUGGUAAAAAGUUACUACUAGACGUGGGGAAAAAGUAUAGAGCUAGGCAGCCUGAGAAACUAACACGAGAGGAAUUAAGCAAGUUCGAUGCGCCUGGCGAAUGGAUUGCAAAUGGAGACUCCGCACGCACUUUUAUAGUCCUAGCUUCAACCAUAAGUAAAGUUCCGAAUAUUAUCGACUGGUUGCUGAGCCGUGGUGUCAAAAAAGUCAUCCUCGGAACACUAGAUUCAAGAGAUUGUUCUGAUGUAGUCCGGAGGAUCAACAGUUCCACAGCAAAACACGAAGCCACUCUUCUAAUGAUGUCAAUAAACCCAGCUCUGAUAGCUGAAGGGUUGCAGAAACUGCUGAACCAAGCGAGAAAAAUGGGAGAAAUUGCAACCAUUUUCACUGUUUCACUAGAUGAACACGUUGAUAUCUUGGAAAGCAUCGAAGAGGUGACCCAAAAAUUGGAAACGAACGUUAUCAACAUACAAGGAGAGACCAGUACCUUCAAAUCCGAUAGAAUGAUUACGAUUAUUUGCGAGGGAGAUGUAGACUGCACUCAUGUUCUCAGCCAAGCUAUGACAGACCCUGACAAGUCAGCCUCUUAUGUUGUUUCUGACCAGACGCAAUGCGGAAAGGAUGCGAACACGGACGCAGAAGAAUUGAUAACACAUUACUUGCCGUCAUCCUUGCAAGAGUUGGAGGCUUUGGGAGAAUCAUUAUGUUUAAAAGACUUGGAAUGUGAUAAUAAAACUUCAGCCGAGUUUUUCUAUACCCCCUCGUUGGCCCCAGUGACGUCACUGGAGGUAGAAGACGUUUUCCCUAUUUUUAUAAUUCCUGCUUUAUGCGAGACGGAACUCAGGCCGUUAACGUCCAGACUGAUUUACCCCUGCUACGUGGCGCACGUGAAGCCUAACGGAUCAUCUAUCGAACAGAUUGCCCUGGAUCUUUUAAAAUCAAUAACUCGGGUUCAGAGCAGAGGACCCAUCACGCUUGUUGCCGAAACGUGGAGUGGAGGGUUGGGAAUGUUCCUAUCGAAGCUACUCACGGAUUCUCAGCGUGAAGUUUCUCUAUUCUUGAUACGGGGUGUUCCAAACAAACUGUGCUCUUUGAUUCCAUCCGAUCAAUAUUUAAGUGAUUACUUGACGAAGUUUCUGUUUUCGCUCAUUAUUAAGGAGGAUGAGAGUAUAUCCGGAGGAUUCAAUGGAGACAGAACAUUCGACAAAGCAAUGGAAGUACUGCCCCCAAGGUUUGAUAGGACCUUCACCAUGCGAACGUUUGACGCGCUGCUGAAAAGAAUAAAUUCUCUUAAAUUGCUCAUGAAUAAAGACGUGUGUUUGUCGAAUAAUCUGUACUUGAUGGAGAUGAACCGAUUUUGCAAGCUCACCGUCGAAGAGGUAGAGAAGAUGUCAAAUAAACCGGUGCAAUUACUCAAAUUCGAUUGUCAGUCUUACAAAGAAAUGCUAUGCGACCCAUCAUUUGCGUUAAAGAUAGCAGAAGAAGCCCCAUUUGCAUGGUGAAAGCACGUUUCUCCGUACAAUGUCUCUUCUAAUGUACUGACACAUUUAACAAUUAAAAACAAUUUUUGAUUGUAUAUUAGUUGUGUGAAUUUUGCUUCGGAGUGACUAUGACAGAUUCAUCACACCAUUCGUCCUCACUGAGCCAAUUUUCAGGAGGGUUGGCGGAUGUUCGUUCAAUAUCGACACAGUGUUAAUUACGUCGAGGGCCACACGCAAUGUCUCAAUCACAUUAAUGAGAAGUUAAUUAUCAAAGCGUUUGAAUUUUUUUCACUUCAUUUUUUGACCAUAUCCAUCUUGAACGAGUGCAUGUGUUCAAGAGCUAAAAAGUAAAAUAGUUAAUAUUUCGAUAGACGGCAAGAAGCAUUAUGAAUUGCAUUGUUUCUUUUUUCCUCAGAGAUAAUCAUGAAUUUGAAGAAUAUCAAUUAGGUCCAAUAAUUCUGAAAUUGGCAUUCCAAGCUGUCCAGCGAUUAUGAUAAAACCGAAAAAAAUUGAAAAAAAGAGAACUACUAGAACUUAUUCCACAUAAAGAAUCUAUCAUUCCUCUGCAUGGCCAACAACAACACGACAAAAAACUGAGGAAACCGAAUUUCAAACAUUUUUAACCAACUAAUUUCUUUUUAAAUAUGAUUGAUGUUACUCGUGCCAACUUAUAAUACAUGCACUGUUGAAUAUUUAUCUGUCAUGAUAAUUGAAUAAAAAACGAUAAUAAAACGAUGUCGAAUGCA